UUCUGAAUGGCCAGAAAGCAUAUACAUCGUCCUCGUCUAUUGUCGGUGCCCCUGUUCUGUCCAAAACAACCAUUUUAACGGACUCCUCACCUAUCUUUCUCCCUCAAAUGGGCUACUAAACCAACCACAUUGCCCAGAUAAACCUCUCUUCCUCUAAACCUGUUCGUUAAUCGUUCCCUCCGGAUUUAGUAUCUUCUUUUUGGUGCAAAGAAAUACUAGAACAAACUAGAAGAACAGAGGCACCUGGAAUUGAGAUUUUGCAAUUUCCUGCAGAAAUCUGCUCCAGUUUCCCUGGCAUUGAUCAAUGCCAGGUGCUAUAUGACUUCUUAAGCCCCAGAACUUUCAAAGUUUUAUCGUGUUUUCAAGGUUUUUCUUCUUCUUGGCAGAUUAGAUCUGAACCAGAACUAAAUCCAAAAAAACCAAAGCGCAUUCUUUUCCAUAGAGAAUGGGGGAGAAGUCAAGGUCGAAAGGGGGUUGGUGCGGUUGGUUGCUUGUUUUAAUUGUAGCAGCUGCAAUUGCAUUUGGAAUUUUUGUAACGAUCAAGAAGAAGCACCAUGCCUCAAAGGGAGAGGCAGCCCCUGUUCCGGGGCCUCCCGGUGCUGUUACCAAGAAGUAUGCUGACGCUCUCCAUGCCGCAAUGCAGUUCUUAGACGUACAAAAAUCGGGGAAGUUGGUUCAUAACAAGAUACCUUGGAGAGGGGAUUCGGCUCUUGAUGAUGGAAGUCCCGCAAAAGUCGAUCUUUCCAAAGGAAUGUAUGAUGCUGGGGACCAUAUGAAGUUUGGAUUCCCAAUGGCUUACACAGCCACAGUGUUGUCAUGGAGUAUCCUUGAAUACGGUGAUCAGAUGAAGGUGGUAAAUCAAUUGGAACCUGCUCAAGACUCACUCAGAUGGAUCACGGACUACCUUGUCAAUGCUCAUCUUUCUGACAAUGUUCUAAUCAUUCAGGUGGGUGACCCUGAUGCAGACCAUAAAUGUUGGGACCGCCCAGAAGACAUGACUGAGAAAAGGCCUCUCAUACAGGUUAACACUUCUUUCCCGGGAAGUGAUGUCGCAGCAGAAACUGCAGCAGCUAUGGCAUCAGCAUCCCUGGUGUUUAAGCCCAUUGACUCUACAUAUUCAGACUUGCUUCUGAAGCAUGCGAAGCAACUAUUUACUUUUGCUGACAAAUAUAGAGGUUCUUACAGCAUGAGCAUUCCUGAAGUCCAGACAUAUUACAACUCAACAGGCUAUGGAGAUGAGCUCUUGUGGGCUGCUAGUUGGCUUUAUCAUGCUACAAAGGACAAAUCAUACUUUGAUUAUGUGACUGGAAAAAAUGGUGAAGAGUAUGCUAACUGGGGAAGUCCUACCUGGUUUAGUUGGGAUAACAAGCUAGCUGGUACUCAGGUCUUGUUAUCCAGGAUUAGCUUCUUUGGAUCAAAAGAUACUUCAAAUUCUGCUACCCUCCAGAAGUACAGGGAUUCGGCAGAGGCUGUCAUGUGUGGCCUCCUUCCAAAAUCUCCAACGGCCACAUCCAGCAGAACAGACAGUGGCCUAAUAUGGAUCAGUGAAUGGAAUGCUUUGCAGCAUCCUGUGGCAUCUGCAUUUCUAGCUGUUGUAUACAGUGAUUACAUGUUAUCAUCUAGGACAGCUGAAAUAUCCUGCGACAGCGAUUCUUUUACGCCAGCCGAUCUACGCAAGUUUGCAACGUCACAGGCUGACUAUGUCUUGGGUAACAACCCUGCAAAGCUGAGUUAUCUUGUGGGUUAUGGUGAUAACUACCCAAAAUUUGUGCACCAUAGAGGGGCCUCAAUUCCUAUGGGGGCAAAAACUGGCUGCAAGGAUGGUUUUCAGUGGCUUGACUCUGAUAAACCAAAUCCAAAUGUUGCGGCUGGAGCACUUGUUGGUGGACCUUUUCUGAACGAGACCUAUAUUGAUUCAAGAAACAAUUCAAUGCAAGCCGAACCAAGCACAUACAACAGUGCCGUUAUUGUUGCCCUUCUUUCUGGUUUGGUUACCACAUCUUCAGUGGUGCAGUCUUUCACAUAGGUUUAUAGGUGGAUUUAGGGGAAGCUAUUGUAUUAUCCUAUAGCUUAUUCAGGGAAUAUAUGCUGCCAAGUUCCCGGUUUGUAUAGUAUGCCACAUUCAGAUGACUGCUUUGUUGAACUUCAAAAAAUACAUGAACUUCAAUCAUACAUGCUCUAA
Coffea eugenioides is the source of this 2182-nucleotide messenger RNA. RefSeq names its product endoglucanase 10-like. The transcript has 6 exons. Gene Ontology annotation, biological process: carbohydrate metabolic process. Gene Ontology annotation, molecular function: hydrolase activity, hydrolyzing O-glycosyl compounds. The record is from RefSeq and is a predicted model, not a curated record. NCBI's taxonomy places the organism in Eukaryota, Viridiplantae, Streptophyta, Magnoliopsida, Gentianales, Rubiaceae. The coding region runs from base 446 to 2026 and encodes 526 amino acids.